Linderina pennispora is the source of this 2438-nucleotide messenger RNA. Its product is annotated as DUF185-domain-containing protein. NCBI's taxonomy places the organism in Eukaryota, Fungi, Kickxellomycota, Kickxellomycetes, Kickxellales, Kickxellaceae. Gene Ontology annotation, cellular component: mitochondrion. The coding region runs from base 75 to 2408 and encodes 777 amino acids. Gene Ontology annotation, molecular function: protein-arginine omega-N symmetric methyltransferase activity. Gene Ontology annotation, biological process: mitochondrial respiratory chain complex I assembly. The transcript is spliced from 2 exons. The record is from RefSeq and is a predicted model, not a curated record.
CUGACAUCUCUUUUUCCCGCCUUUUAGCAAUUUGCGCGUCUAAUUCCUCAGCUUUUUUGUAUGCAUCCUCUGAAAUGACAGCCAACAAAGCUGGCCGCUACAUAGUACGCCCUGCACGAGCGUCUCUGCUCUCGUGCACUGAACCCAAACCCACACAGCUCCGACUACAUGGCACGGCAGCGCCAACAAUAGCAUGCGCAAAGGGCGAUGAUGACAGUGGUGACAGCAACGACGAAAGCGACGAGCAGCUGGAUAUCUGGCGGCCACAGCCGGCCCCCGACCCCUUACGCAAUCCCUCACCGCUCUUGUUUACAGCCGAUGAGCUGAGCGAUGUCGAAGAGCGACUAGAUUUUUGGCUAUGCCCAGAGAUCCGGAACUGGAUACUGAGUGAUCUGAAAGCAGAGGAAUGGAAAAGGCAACGGCUGGUGCUGGACAGAGAGGCAGAGGAGCGGCGAAGAGAGAAGGAAAACAAGGCGAAGGAAGAAGACGAGGACGAGGCUAUGGAGAGCGAUGAGGCGAGUGAUGACGAUGCACCUCGGCGGCAACACACUCGGCGACGUAUCUGCGUAGACUCUGACGACGAGGACAGCUCUGACGGCGAUUCUGGAGAUGAGGAAUUGCCUGUAGAACCCAAACCAACGAUAAUGUCAUCGCCCACCAUGCAUUCACCCGAGCUUGCCGCGCAAUCUCUCCUGAUCCCUGAGCUCUUGCCCAAGGGCUUCCUGCCUACCAUCGACCUGCAUUCUGGCGAUUCCCACAUGCUUGUCGAGGAAUCGCAGAUCAAGGAGGAGGAGGAGCAGGAAUCCACCAUGGAUGUUGAUACGCAGAAGGCAGUGGUGGACUUUGGGCUCGGGCUGGAUAUCGAUAUGGACGACCGGCCGAAGCCAGAUGAGUUUGUGGAUGUUGACCAAUCAAUCAUGGAUAUUGAGGCGUUCUUGGAAAGAGAUAUUGAUGUGUUUAUGCCGUCAGACGUAACGACUGGGAGCGCCAUUCCGUCGGCGUUCUCGAUUGGGUUGAAGUUCUCGCCAAAGCUAGGCAAGAGCAUCUCAACGAUAUCCAGAGCUGACGGCUCCACAGUCAAAAUCAGAGAAGAGCUUACACCUGUGGCCAAACACAUCCGCGAGAUCAUCCUAUCAACAGGUCCGAUCUCAAUCGCGCAGUAUAUGCAGCUGGCACUGACCAGCCCUGUUGGCGGCUACUAUACGCGGGGGCAGGUAUUUGGCCGCUCAGGCGACUUUGUCACAUCGCCUGAAAUCAGCCAGAUGUUUGGAGAGAUCAUGGCGGUCUGGUAUGUCUUGCACUGGGAGAUGAUGGGACGGCCAGCCAAAACGAGAUUUGUGGAGUUAGGGCCCGGGCGCGGCACGCUGAUGGACGAUAUGCUGCGGGCUGCCCGGCGAUUCCCACAGUUCUUCGCAACGAUCCAGGGAGUUGACUUUGUUGAGCGUAGCCCUGAGCUGCGCAAGAUGCAGCUUGAGAAGCUGGGUUGCAUGCAGGAGUCGAUGCAGCCUGUGGAGGAUAAGAACGAGCCAGAUACGCCGGCCAGUGCUGUCAGCGAAAAGUAUGGCGGGAUCUCAGCCCGCUGGCACACAGUGCUGGAGGAGGUCAGCGUAGAUGCCGACUGCGUGCCGCUGGUCAUGGCGCACGAGUUCUUUGAUGCCCUGCCAAUCUACAAGUUCGAAAAGGGCGCUGGCGGAUGGAGCGAGAUUCUUGUUGACCUCGAUGACUCGGAUAGCUCAGCAACCACGGCGACCACCUCGGCCAAGCUGGCAAGCUCGCCGCACAGCUCGCUGUCUGACGGCACUGAUGCCUGCCACUUCAAGUUUGUGCGCUCCCGCCAGGUGACGUCGAAUGCAGCGGCCAUUUUGAGCGACCAGCAGUUCAGCUCGCGCUUCGACAAGGGCGAUCACAUUGAGGUGUCGCCAGACUCGGCACGCGUCAUGUCGGUGCUUGCCGACUGGGUAUCGCAAAAUAGCGGCAUGGCACUGAUCGUCGACUAUGGCCAGGACUGGACGCAGGGAGACACGUUCCGUGGCAUCCGCAAGCACAAGUUCGCCAACCCGCUCAGCCAGCCCGGAUCCAUGGAUCUGACAGCCGAUGUGGAUUUUAGCUACCUGCGCAUGGCCGCCCGCGGCAAGGCCAAGUGCUUUGGACCUGUCGAGCAGGGCAAGUUCUUGCACGACAUGGGUAUCCAGGCACGCCUGAAGCAGCUGCUGCAGACCACCAAGGACACGAAGGUGCAGCAGGACCUGGUUGACUGCUACAAGCGGCUGACCGACCCUAACAGCAUGGGUCGCAUCUACAAGGUGCUGGCUGUGCUGCCCAACAGUGCCCAGGGCGUGCCUGUGCCGUUUACACUGCCCACCAAGGAGGAGCUGAAUCGGCCCAAGGUUGAAAAGAUCGUAAAGUAAUCAAAAUUCCAAAGUCUAUUUCAUAGAAGC